AUGGCUGACAGAUCUGUCAAUUCCUCUGAACGGACCGUUUUUGAUACCCCUCUCUCAUCAGUUACUUUAAACGUAACCACCCUCUCCACGACUCAUCACUUCAUCGACGUCAAAUUGACUCAUUGGAACUUCUUAUUUUGGAGGGCUCAAGUUGUUCCUUUUCUCAACGGACAUGAUCUAAUGGGUUUCAUCGACGGAACAAAUCCUUGCCCGCCGGCCACGAUCUCGUCCGGUGAAGAGGGAGCUCUGCCUCUGCCGAAUCCUGCUUAUCAUCCAUGGGUUCGUCAGGAUCAGGCACUUCUCUCUAUGCUCAUGUCAUCAUUGUCUGAUGAAGUUAUGUCCUUGGCUAUCGGACAUCACACCAGCCGUGCAGUGUGGACUGUUGUUACCUCCGCACUUGCCUCUUCAUCUCGGUCUCGCUCGUUGAACCUUCUCGGGCAACUUCAGACGUUGCAACAAGGUGAUGCUUCCGUCACUGAUUAUAUCGGCCGGGCACAGGGUUUGCGGCCUGAAUUUCGGGGUCUUGUAUCUUCUCUCAAUGUCCGAGGAACACCGAUGACCCUUCAUGAACUCUCGGACCUCCUCAGUGCCGAGGAGUUCGUUGCCGACAGUGGAGGACCGUCGCAGACAACUUUUUCCGUCCAGAAAUUAUAA
Molecule: messenger RNA, 654 nt
Organism: Ipomoea nil (Japanese morning glory)
Lineage: Eukaryota; Viridiplantae; Streptophyta; Magnoliopsida; Solanales; Convolvulaceae
Exons: 2
Coding region: 1-654 (217 amino acids)
Source: RefSeq, a predicted model, not a curated record